GCAAAUCGCGCUAGUAACAUUUGCCACACCAGAAGCUUUAUAAGUUAAUAGGUUGUGCAUAGGCUUUUAUCCUAUAAAGGUUGAGGGAACUGUAUGUAGCCAAGAGGACUGAGAGUGGAUGUGAAGACUUCAAGCACAGCACAGAAACCAGGACCAGAGGACACCCAGUUGGAAAUUAAGUGGAGAUAGACUUAGGACAGAGGGAAGGAGACACUUCUUCACACAGAGAGUGGUUUCAGGUGAGAGAGAGAGCCAGUGAGCAAGAGCGCCCCCUAGCCCCUGUCCAGUGAAUGAAGCCUGCGCUGUGCAACGGUUCAGUGAGCCUGACUCCUCCAGCCAGCAGGGAGCUCCGUCGCAGCCGCGGGGGCCAGGCGAACACCAGCAUGUCCACCUCCUCUUCCUCCUCAGAGGAGGCCUGCCCAGGGGAUACCCCCCGCGGGGGAGGAACCAUCCGAGUCUACCUCCCCAACAAGCAGCGCACAGUGGUGACUGUGCGUCCAGGGCAGACGGUUUAUGACAGCCUGGAUAAAGCUCUGAAGGUGAGAGGACUGAACCAGGACUGCUGUGCUGUCUACAGACUGCUCAAAGGUCGAAAGCAGCUGACGGAUUGGAGCACUGACAUCACCCCUCUGGAGGGGGAGGAGCUUCUAGUGGAGGUGCUGGACGACGUGCCACUCACCAUGCACAACUUUGUGCGGAAGACCUUCUUCAAGCUGGCCUACUGUGAUUUCUGCCACAAGUUCCUGUUCCACGGGUUCCGCUGCCAGACGUGUGGCUACAAGUUCCACCAGCACUGCAGCAGCAAGGUGCCCACGGUGUGUGUGGACAUGGACACCAUGUCCAAACUGUGUUUAUCGAAUCUUGAUUACUCACCCAUCCCCUUCCUCAUGAUUCCAGACUCUUCCAUGGAAAUGCCUCGGUCCGAGCCCCCUUACACCCCAGAGUCUCCCGGGACGCGGAACGCGCUGCUGUCUCCAGGCUCUGCCUUUCAGUUCCCUCUGGCCGGAGGAGAGGGUCAGUCCUUGCAGAGACAUCGCUCCACAUCCACUCCCAACGUGCACAUGAUCAGCACUGUGGGGUCAGCAGGAGUGGGGAUCAUAGAGGAGGCAUUAAAAAUGAACCACAUCAUUGGUGUGGAGCCUUCCCCCAAACCCUCGACCAGCCCCCCCUCUAUGGGUUCCCCAGGGAGAAGACCUCUCCCCCCAAAAUCCCCCUCGGAACACCCCAAAGAACGCAAGCAGUCUUCCUCCGACGACAAGAAGAAAGUGCACCGUGGCGGGUACAGGGACUCCAGCUAUUACUGGGAGGUGCACGAGCGAGAGGUGACCAUGCUGAAGAGAAUCGGGGCUGGCUCAUUCGGGACGGUCUACAAGGGCAAGUGGCACGGAGACGUGGCUGUCAAGAUCCUCAAAGUGACAGACCCGACCCCAGAGCAGCUGCUCGCUUUCAAGAACGAGAUGCAGGUGCUCAGGAAGACGCGUCACGUGAACAUCCUGCUGUUCAUGGGCUUCAUGACGAAGCCAAACUUUGCCAUCAUCACGCAGUGGUGUGAGGGCAGCAGUCUGUACCACCACCUGCACGUCAUAGAGACCAAGUUCGAGACGAUGAGGAGGAUCGAUGUGGCUCGGCAGACUGCGCAGGGCAUCGAUUACCUCCAUGCCAAGAAUAUCAUUCACAGGGACCUGAAAUCAAACAAUAUCUUUCUGCACGAGGGCUGGACGGUGAAGAUCGGUGAUUUCGGAUUGGCCACUGUCAAAUCCCGGUGGACUGGAUCAGAUCAGGUGGAACAGCCCAGCGGCUCAAUCCUCUGGAUGGCUCCAGAGGUUAUCCGGAUGCAGGACAGCAAUCCUUACAGCUUCCAGUCUGACGUGUACGGAUACGGAGUGGUCCUGUAUGAGGUCAUGUCUGGAACGCUGCCUUACUCCAAUAUAAACAAUAGAGACCAGAUAAUCUUCAUGGUGGGUCGGGGGUACCUGUCUCCUGACCUCACUAAGGUCUACAGUAACUGCCCCAAAGCCAUGAAGAGACUCAUAAUAGACUGUCUGAAAUUCAACAAAGACGAGAGGCCACUAUUUCCACAGAUCCUGGUUGCGAUGGAACAAGUUCAAGAAUCGUUGCCCAAGAUCGAGCGGAGUGCGUCGGAGCCGUCUCUCCACCGCGCGGUACACUCCGAGGAUCUCAACCCCCUGCUGCUGAACACCACACGCCUGCUGCCACUAUGAGAGACCAUCACCCUGCAACACAGCACAACCAGACAGAAGCCACUAUGAGAGACCAUCACCCUGCAACACAGCACAACCAGACAGAAGCCACUGUGAGAGACCAUCACCCUGCAACACAGCACAACCAGACAGAAGCCACUAUGAGAGACCAUCACCCUGCAACACAGCACAACCAGACAGAAGCCACUAUGAGAGACCAUCUCCCUGCAACACAGCACAACCAGACAGAAGCCACUAUGAGAGACCAUCACCCUGCAACACAGCACAACCAGACAGAAGCCACUAUGAGAGACCAUCUCCCCGCAACCCAGCACAGACAGCAGCCACUAUGAGAGACCAUCUCCCUGCAACACAGCACAACCAGACAGCAGCCACUAUGAGAGACCAUCACCCUGCAACACAGCACAACCAGACAGAAGCCACUAUGAGAGACCAUCACCCUGCAACACAGCACAACCAGACAGCAGCCGCUAUGAGAGACCAUCUCCCUGCAACCCAGCACAGACAGCAGCCACUAUGAGAGACCAUCUCCCCCAACACAGCACAGACAGCAGCCACUAUGAGAGACCAUCUCCCCGCAACCCAGCACAGACAGCAGCCACUAUGAGAGACCAUCUCCCCGCAACCCAGCACAGACAGCAGCCACUAUGAGAGACCAUCUCCCCCAACACAGCACAGACAGCAGCCACUAUGAGAGACCAUCUCCCUGCAACACAGCACAACCAGACAGAAGCCACUAUGAGAGACCAUCUCCCCGCAACCCAGCACAGACAGCAGCUGCUAUGAAAGACUGGGUCCAACCACAACCAGAGCCAAGAAAGAAAAAUAAAAAACAACAUCUUGGUUAUUUCUUGCUAGUAUAAUCUUAAGAAGAAAUAGAUGCCUUUUUGCUUUUGCACAUAAUGCAGAAGGACCCCGUAUCUCCUCAACUUCAAGGGCUUUUACCGCUAAGAACGAUCAGACGUUGCCCUGAAUCAAGUGGCGAUUUAUUUUGAACAAUCGAGGAAGACAAGUAUGUGGUUUGCCGGUUUUGAACCUUGGUGUCAAAAAAAAAAAAAAUAGCAAUCGAUUAAUUGGGCACACAAAAUAUAGUCGUCCAAAAAAUACCACCGCCCACAGAAAUUUUCAAAGAGGUUUAACAGUUCAUUUUGAAACUCCAAAGAAGUGCAAACUAUAUACAGUCAGUUUUCUUCAGUGAGCAGAAUUUAUUUUCAUGUUGUUUGCCAGGAAUUACAAGCUUGUCGGAUCCAAGGCUGCUUGCUUUUUGUUUACAAAUCGAAUACACAGAGGGGGCGUGUCCUUACAAAACUGAUUCGCUGGUGGUCAGGAUGAGACCAGCGAAUCAGAUGCUACUUCACACUUAAGCUGGAAACACUGGUUGUCUGACAGAAAUACUGUAACAGCAAGGCAGGGCCGUUCAUUGCAGUUUCGUUGAUCAACUUAAAUAAUGUCAUUAACUGUGCGCGUUACAAAACUGUAAUUAUGUAAUCGAUUGUCCAGUAUUCACCUCAAUGUAUACAAUGAGGAAUGGAAUUGAUUGAAAAAUCGAUUUUCAAUUGAAUCGUAGCAGCCCUAAUCCCUGGGUUUGUUGAAUUCAUUCUUAAUUAAUGGCAGUAUUUCCUGAGCAUAACCACCCUCAAGUUUUUGCAGAACAAUCAUUUUGAGAUCACCUAUUUUACCCAUCUCAUGUUUGAGUUGUUUCUUUAACCAAAGUGUUCCGGUCCUUAUUGAUUUUAAGGUGUUACGGGCAGCUGGAAUCCUGAAGCGACUGUGUUUUAUUUUUCCUUUCUUGAUGCAAAUUACUCGCUGAAGUUACAAAACUUUGGCUGAAUAGAGUCAUAGGGAGAUUUGCUUUACUUUUUUAAAAGAUUAAAAAGUCCUAGGCUGACUGAUUUAGAGUAAGAACUCAAAUGCUGAAUUUAAUGUGGAGUUCUAGCGAGUGUUCUUGUCGCUCCAGUAUUCAGAUUUCAUCAUGUUCUCUCUAUAGUUCUGAUAGCAGCUAACUGGCAAUUGUCUGUCUAGUAUAACACAGCCUCAAAGACAACGAGGAUAGGCAGUUUGACAGUCCUUCUUUAUUCAAAAGCAACAAAUUUAGACUCUUGAGCCUUCAAAUACUGAACGGAGAACAUGCAUGUGCUUGUAAUAUAAUAUACACAAGGUGAUUAGGAAUAGUGAAUGUUUAAUAAACGUCAAUCAAUGAUCAAUUACUUGUAUUUCAUCUUUUCUGAUUGUAUCUCAAACCAGGGAAAGGUUUACAUGGCAUUUUAAUUAAUUUUAAUAGCAUACCAGUAGUUAUUGAUCCGUUAAACUCAAACAAAACUGAUUAUUUCAAAAUAAAUACAAUUGAUGCCCCUUUUAAAAGUUUACCCUCCAUAGUAAAAUGAUAUAAAUCACAGUGAAAGAAUGUUUUUGUCUGGGGUCAAAGUCCGCUUUGUUAGGUGGACAGAAUGCUGUGGAAAUAAGAUUGGUAUAUUAUUAUGGAGAGACUUCAGAGUAGGACGCAUUACCGUGUGCCACCACACGGGGUCACUGUUGUGUAAAGCAAGGCUCUAGUUAAAUGCAAUCAGGUGGAAUACACUGUAAAGGCCUGAAGGGUAUUGUGUUAUGCAUUAUAUCAAGUACAAAAGCAGAAUAAGCCUGAUUAUACAAAUCUGCAUUUUUAACAUUUAUUUUUUAUUAAUUUCUGACUCUUUUAAGACUAAAUUAUGCCACCUCCAUUCAGUCAAGUGCCCUUUAUACAGUUAUUAUGUUUUUAUUUAGCAGACGCCUUUAUCCAAGGCGACUUACAGAGACUAGGGUGUGUGAACUAUGCAUCAGCUGCAGAGUCACUUACAAUUACGUCUCACCCGAAAGACGGAGCACAAGGAGGUGAAGUGACUUGCUCAGAGUCACACAAGGAGUCAGUGGCUGAGGUGGGAUUUGAACCGGGGACCUCCUGGUCCACACAGCCUCCCACUCAAAUUAUGUAAAACCUGCUUAUCCUAUACACAGGGGGUUAGGACAAAGUAUUAGAAACGCGGGCAGUAAAAAUACAUAAAUAAAAGCCAAUAGGGUGCAGCCAGGCAGCGUUGAGUCAAUUGCAAGAAUAACCACUUUGAAUUCCUUCAGGAAAAGCUGCAUUGCGACAUUUGCCACAAAGUACGUUCUCUGGAAUAUAUGUAAUAAAUAACGAACCGGUAAUUGACACAAAAGUGUUAGCUACAUAUUGUGAGUGUUUCAAACUUUGUAUCCAGCCUUUGUAUAUACUAUAGUAUAUCCUGUCUGAAAAGAGGGGGGUGUUGCUGUAUUAGUUUAGCACAGUGGAUGAAUAAACACACAGCCUGGACGGUUUAUUAGGACGUGUAUCUAGUAUCUGGCAUACAGCUCUGGUCAAAGGUUUUGCAUCUCCUUAUAGAAUGAACACUUUUUGCUUCGAAUGAAACCUGCUGAAUAAUGUCACGCUAACAUAUUGAAUCACACACCGCUUUGACAAAAUUGAAAAAUGUGACAUUUUGAAAUCUAACAUGAUAAUACUACUGUACUGCUAUUAUGGCUUCCGGUAGCCUUUUUUUUUUUGCGAUAUAGAUUUGUAGUUUCUUGGAUUACAUGACGUUAAAUAAAAGAUCAAAAUUAUGUUCAUAUAUAUAUAUUUUUUUUAUAUAUAUAAUUGGAUCAAUCUUAAUUCUAGGGGAUGUAAAACUUUUCCAGAGCCAUGCCAAACCCAAUGGGGGGUAGAUAGGUGCUGAUAAUGGGGCCAGGCAUAUUUGGGAACAAGUGAGACAGUAAAUUUGAAUUGUAUUUUACUUUACUGCAUAGGGGCUCUGGAUAUCCUUUUUUAUUUUUGUCGGUUAGCGUAAUAUAAUGACUGAGUACUGUAUUUGAAUAGAAAGUGUUACAUUUCUUUUGAUGAGUACAGUGAAUCUUUUUUUUUAUUAUUGUUAUUAUUAUUAUUGGGCAGGUUUUGGGGGUCUUAAGAUGUAAGCAAUAAUCGUGUACAGUUCCUUCUUUUUAAUGUUAUAAAUUUUACUUUUCUCUUGUUUUUCUAUUUUUGUGUGAUGGUUUUAAAAAAAAAAAAAAACUGUAAAGAAAAUAUAUAUAUAAAAAUAGGAGGUUCUUUGUUUUGUUUUUUUAGCUUGUCUUGUAAAAUACGGAGAUACUGGAUUUUAUUAUUAAAUAAUAAUAAAAAAAAUUUAAAAAGUGGAUUAUUCA
Messenger RNA from Acipenser ruthenus (sterlet), 6410 nucleotides. Its product is annotated as serine/threonine-protein kinase A-Raf-like. Bases 291 to 2222 code for a protein of 643 amino acids. Gene Ontology annotation, biological process: signal transduction; protein phosphorylation. Lineage: Eukaryota; Metazoa; Chordata; Actinopteri; Acipenseriformes; Acipenseridae. Gene Ontology annotation, cellular component: mitochondrion; cytosol. Gene Ontology annotation, molecular function: protein kinase activity; ATP binding. The record is from RefSeq and is a predicted model, not a curated record. The transcript is spliced from 16 exons.